UUAUUUGUAUAUAGCUCAUAAAUUUGUUGAUGAAAUCAGGGGAGCAGGAAAUAUCAUCCUCUUCAACAGCCUACUGCUCAGCAAGUGAUGAUUGACACUAUAUCUUCAGGGCCCAUUAAUGUAUUUGUUAUAGGAGGACAUACAAAUUUUGCCAUUUUUCUUAUGAAUAAUCCACAUCUAAAGAAAAAUAUCAAGCACAUUUAUGUCAUGGGUGGCGGCGUAAGGUCAAAGAAUCCAACUGGUUGUUGCCCAAAAAAUGCCAGUUCAACGUGCAAGCCUCGACAGUGUGGUGACCCUGGUAAUUUGUUCACGGGCUACACUAGUAAUCCAUAUGCAGAAUUCAAUAUUUUUGGAGACCCGUUUGCUGCAUACCUGGUACUGCAUUCUGGAAUUCCACUCACCCUUGUUCCCCUGGAUGCAACAAACACCAUCCCCAUAGACGAGGAAUUUUUUGAUGCAUUUGAUCAGAACCAGAAAACAUACGAGGCACAAUAUUGCUUCAAAUCCUUGAAAAUGACUCGAGAUACUUGGUUUGAUGACCAAUACUACACGAGUUAUUUCAUGUGGGACUCCUUUACAUCAGGUAUAGCAACCUCAAUCAUGCGUCACUCACAGAAGAACCAUCAUGGGGAAAAUGAGUUUGCUGAAAUGGAAUAUAUGAACAUUACUGUUGUUACUUCAAACAAACCUUAUGGGAUAUCUGAUGGCUUAAAUCCUUUCUUUGAUGGCCUCAAAAUUCCAAAGUUCAAUCUAAAGAAAACUAUCUAG
Molecule: messenger RNA, 768 nt
Organism: Vitis riparia (riverbank grape)
Lineage: Eukaryota; Viridiplantae; Streptophyta; Magnoliopsida; Vitales; Vitaceae
Exons: 3
Coding region: 88-768 (226 amino acids)
Molecular function (GO): hydrolase activity, hydrolyzing N-glycosyl compounds
Source: RefSeq, a predicted model, not a curated record